CCUCAAUCAUAGAGAUAUUACUGAGGACAUCAGAUAUCCCUUUCUUUGCUUGACUACGUUUGCUGCUGUUUGAGGUGGAGGUAAACACAAAUCAUUAAUUGGAACAUUCCGAGGCUCCCGACCGAACAGCCGCGGCAUCUUGCCACUGUGGGGAAGACGAUACAGCGAGCUGGCCUCCACUACUGCACUAACUUGAAGUACCAUCUCGUUCAAUCAUCUAUCUAACAAGGGUUUGAACACUGUUGGUCUGUCAAGAGCCAGGAUUUGAUCAACAAUUUAUACCAAUAGAACACUGUCGCCGCAGAAAUGCCUGUUCCCACGGAAGACUACAUCAGUGACUCCUGGAAGGAGGGUCUCUUCACAAACAAAGUCGUCUUCUGCACAGGUGGCGCAGGCACCAUCUGCAGUGCGCAAGUUCGCGCUCUCGUCCGUCUAGGUGCGGACGCAUGCAUCGUCGGCCGAAACGUCGAGAAGACGGAAAAGGCAGCCAAGGACAUUGCCACUGCUCGACCAGGAGCUAAGGUGAUCGGCAUUGGCGCAGUUGAUGUGCGCAAGUACGAUGAUCUGAAGAAUGCCGUCGAUCGCUGCGUCAAGGAGCUCGGGGCUAUCGACUUUGUUAUCGCCGGUGCGGCGGGCAACUUCCUGGCUUCGAUCCAGCAGCUGUCGGUCAACGCUUUCAAGUCGGUGAUUGAUAUCGAUGUGCUGGGAUCGUACAACACCCUCAAAGCGACGAUUCCUCACCUCGUCGAAUCCGCGAAGAAGCACAGGGUUGACUCGGAGACUCUGCGACCCUCGCCGCUCGGCACCGGCGGACGCAUCAUUUUCGUCAGCGCUACGAUCCACUACCGCGCAAUGCCCUUCCAGGCGCAUGUGGCCGUCGCCAAAGCCGGCAUCGACGCCUUGUCUCACACCGUGUCUAUCGAGUAUGGCCCGCUCGGGGUGACUUCGAAUAUCAUCGCUCCUGGGCCAAUCGCUUCCACAGAGGGUCUCGACCGCCUCCUACCCUCUGAUAUAAAAGAAACAUACACCAAAUCCCAACCCCUGGGGCGCUUCGGCUCCGUCCGUGAUAUCGCCGAUGCGACGGUCUACCUCUUCUCAAAUACCGGUAGUUAUGUUUCUGGCCAGAUCCUCGUCGUUGACGGCGCGAGUUGGCGCAUGUCGUCUGGCGGUGCGGCGUACGGGCAGCUGCAGUAUCCGGAUUUCCUGCUCACCGGCGACGCAGUUCAGAACGUCAAGGGGCAGAAGAAAUCGAAGCUCUGAUUGGGUUGUAUACUUUUGAAAGAAUGUUUUUCUCUUUGUUCUCUCCGUAUAGAUUAGUUCCCGCCUGCUCUACAGUAUUAUUAUAAGACAUGCUACGCUUUGCUCCGGG
Aspergillus novofumigatus IBT 16806 is the source of this 1369-nucleotide messenger RNA. Its product is annotated as SDR family oxidoreductase. The record is from RefSeq and is a predicted model, not a curated record. Gene Ontology annotation, biological process: fatty acid catabolic process. The transcript has 6 exons. Gene Ontology annotation, molecular function: 2,4-dienoyl-CoA reductase (NADPH) activity. Lineage: Eukaryota; Fungi; Ascomycota; Eurotiomycetes; Eurotiales; Aspergillaceae. The coding region runs from base 307 to 1260 and encodes 317 amino acids.